AUGGUACAGGUGGCAGGAGGCGCCCGUUUGCGCGCCUCCUCGGCCGCAGGUCCUCUGUGCCUGGCCCUCUUGCUCCUCGUUGGCCCGGCCGUGUGCCAGGAGAUGUUCUGCAACAACCCGGCCGGAGUGGGCCUGGCCGCUUCCGACACCGUCGUCACGCUGACGGGAGCCCCCUCAGAUUGGGUGCGCAUGGGCAUUGGUAGUCGUGAUAACCCAACUCCAAGCUUUGAGGCGAUCAGCAAUCCCUUUGUCAUCGGCAAACCGAGCUUUCCGCUGGCCAAGGAAUGCAACGAGGAUCGCCUCAGCGUGAGUACCGGCUCGACCACCCUCACUGUCAAUCUUGACACGAUGAACUGGACCCUCUCCACGGCCGACAACGUGCGCCUGCUCAGCUCAAACAACCUUUUCCAGAUCAGCGACACCUCCACUGUCGUGUAUCUUGGCCCGAGCCGAGGUGCCAUCUACGGCUCUCGGCUGCCAGCCUAUGAAGAGAGCACCAGCCUCACUGCCUCCGCCGGUCUCGUUCGCGCUGCCACCAACAGUGCCGACUUGCCUAGCUUCUGGCAUUCGCAGGGCUACAGUGUUUUUCUUAUUACUCAGAGCGGUUCAAAGGGUGACAGCCCCAACAGCCUGCCUCUCUCCUGGCUGGUCUCCCCAGACUCGGGCCUGCUUUCCGCCUCGGCCCCUGCCCUGCGCUUUGACAUCUAUCUACGGGCGGCAGCGGACUUGGACGAUCAUAUGCGAGGCCUCUAUCGCCUUAUUGGUCCACCAGUCCUUCCUCCUCUGCCCGCCUUUGGCCUGCUGCUCACACAAUCCGGUGAAUUUAGCGCGGGGGGCAGUGCCUUUGCCGUCGUGCGCGAUAUGCGCUCGGCGGGUGUGCCGCUGGACGGCUUCUUCGCCAACUAUCAGUGGUACGCGGCGCAAUCCGAUAGCUCGGUUGGUCUCAAUGGCACCAACAGUCCCGACUUUGGCUUUAAUGCCGGCUACUUUGUCAGCAAUUUCUCCAUCGACCUGGACUAUUUUGCUCAGCAGCACGUCUUCUUCGGAGGACAGCGCUGGCCGCGCCUCAUCAAUGCCAGCGACCUCGCCAAGGCUCGCGAUCUCGGUUGUGUGGCUGGCGACUCGCGAGCUUUGGUUCUGGACACGGGCGCCUGCCAAACGCAGUUCCAUGAUUGGAUGCAAGCUUAUGACGGCACGGGCGUCAGCGGCUUCUGGAACCUGGGCCCGGACCCUAGCAGCAACUAUACUUAUUCACUGCUUGAGGCCGUCCAACAGCGUGCCGCUCUCAGUAGCCCGGCGCUCACCCUGGGCCUCACUUCUACUUUUGUGCCCGGCUUGGAGCAAGUUGGGUACGCCACCACCGGCUGGGACGUGCCCUCAACCUGGGAUGGCCUGCAGCGCGUUGUCGUCAUGAUGCUUAACCUUGUCACCGCCGGGCAGCCCAUGGUGGCACCAGCCAUGCUCGGCGACGAUGUCAAUGUGGAUUCGACCCUGCUGGUGCGCUUCUACCAAGCCAGCGUCUUCUUUCCUCUGAUGCGAGUUCAACUGACCGUUGGCGACCCCACCCAGUGGCCAUUGCCCCAGAACUCGGACGGGCUGCUUCAAGCCGCAGUCCGUCUGCGCUAUCAGUGGCUCCCAUACAUGUACUCCACCUACUACGCCUUCACGCAGGGCGACCAUGCCCCCGUGCGCACCAUCGUCACCUCCUGCCAGGGCAGCACCUCGUGCCUGUUUGCAGACACAAACCAGUGGUUCUGGGGCCGCGUGCUUGUUGUACCUGCGCUCUCUGAGAAUGGGCUUGCGACAUCGUAUCUCCCACCGUCCAGUCCCCGGUGGUUUGUCUUCAAUACGACCACCACCUUGGCGACGGGUUCACAUCCCGUGUCGAUUCAAGUGGACGAGGUCAAACUUUAUGUGCCACCCGCCACCAUCAUUUUCCUCGGUGAUGAUUCAAUAAGUAACGUGUAUGCGACUCCAACGCAGGAGCUGCGGGUCCAUGUUUACGCGGGCGGUGACGCUAGUAUGGAAUACGUGGAGCCCCACCGCAACGGCUCGACCCUGCAUAUUUCCUUUACUUGGCUGGAGAAAUACCAGAUUUUGCAGUGGCAGCUUGUCAAUGGCACAGAGGCCCUCGAUUCGCGGUAUCUGUUGAUACGAGUCAUGGCCUUUUACGAUGAUCUAUCCGCACCCAUCGUGAGCUACCUGCGCACCUUUGUGGCUAACGGCUACGUGAGCUUCCAAGAGGAUCACGCCAAGGCCCUUGCGCAUGGACAGCACAAGGCGGGACGUCGUGUCGUCCAUUUCCAGCAGCUCGCACCUGGAACCGCCCAAGAUUGA
Messenger RNA from Monosiga brevicollis MX1, 2337 nucleotides. RefSeq lists its product as uncharacterized. Gene Ontology annotation, biological process: carbohydrate metabolic process. The record is from RefSeq and is a predicted model, not a curated record. The transcript has a single exon. Gene Ontology annotation, molecular function: hydrolase activity, hydrolyzing O-glycosyl compounds. NCBI's taxonomy places the organism in Eukaryota, Choanoflagellata, Craspedida, Salpingoecidae. Bases 1 to 2337 code for a protein of 778 amino acids.